GAGAAACGCAUCAGUGAAGCGAAGAGUUUGUAUUACGGCUCGAUGUGCCAGAUCUCUGCGGGUGACGCGCCCGGCGUCAAUGAUGUCACCAUCACGCGAGAAGGGGCCACGGCAGUUGAAAUCUUACAGGCGGUUGCCGAGUGGUACAGUGGC
This is a messenger RNA of Amoebophrya sp. A25, 153 nucleotides long. The record is from the annotation of a GenBank genome assembly. Lineage: Eukaryota; Dinophyceae; Syndiniales; Amoebophryaceae.